AUGAAGGAAAUGCCGAAUCUCUUUAGAUUCGGUGACGUAAAGACCGAAUCCCACGUGAUCCGCCGAAAGCGCAUCGAGCCCGGGAUUCGGCUUCAUGGGAUAACGGCGGACCAAAUUAAGCUUCGGAUGUUUCCUUUUUCCUUGAGGGACAAGGCUAGCAUUUGGUUGCACUCUCUACCUAAUGAGUCCAUUCACAAUUGGAGGGAGUUGGCUCAAGCCUUCCUUAACAAAUAUUUCCCUCAUGGCAAGACUACAAAGUUGACUAAAGACAUACUUGAGUUUGUCCAAUUUGAAGGAGAGUCACUUCAUGAGGCAUGGGAGCGGUUCAAGGAUUUACAACGAAGUGUACCCCAUCAUCGGCUCAAUAGAGAGCAUGUUAUACAAAUCUUCUAUGAUGGGACAAAUGUCACUACCCGAGCUACUAUCGAUGCGGCUUCGGGGGGUUCACUUAUGCAAAAGACCUAUGAGGAAGCCCUUGAAUUGGUGGAGAAAUUGGCCGUGGUUAGUAGUACUUGGGGUCCUAUGGAAAGAAGAGCGCCACCUACUCAAAAGUCACUCAUGACUCUUGAUCAAGUGAGGGAGAUGGAGUCCAUAAAAGCCGCAAAUGCUUCGCUUCAAGCUCAAGUGGAUGCUCUAAAGAAACAAGUCGCUCCUAUGCAAAGAAACGCUCCGGUGGCUUAUGUUCAAGUAGGUUGGCAAGGCAAUGCUCAAGGGCCUAAUCAAGCGGGUCCAAGCUUCCAAGGUGGAAAUAGACCUCCCCAACAACAAGGGAAUUACCAUCACAAUCAAGGUCAUGGCAACAAUGCGGGUGCUAGACCUCAACAUCCUCCCGGGUUUCAACCUCAAAGAAACAUGGAUGAAGGGAAUAUGCUUGCUAAGUUGAUGGAUGAGCUUAGAGAGAUGAAGCAACUUCAAAAGAAUCAAGCCGCCACUAAUCAAAUGCUUGAGACUCAAAUCUCUCAACUUGCCAUCAAUCUUCAAGCCAACGGAAAGAGGCAAGUUGUCGAGGAGGAUGAGCCUCAAGUGGUAAUUGACAUAGCAAGUUCAAGUCAAGAGUUGCCAAAGGAAUGUGAGGAAGUGGUUGUCGAGGUUGAAGAGACCUAUGUGAGGCCACCACCGCCGCCACCGUUUGAGGAGGAUUGCAUGAGGAUAGACUUGAUUGAUGAGAUUGUACAAGAACAACUUCAAGAAAAUGUGCAAGUGUUGAAUCAAGCAAAGGGGGAAAUUUCUGAAAAUUUUGAGUUGGCAAGCUUCUCAAAGGAAAAAAUCUCUGCUUCCUUUAACACUAAGGGCUCGAUCGAGCCCUCCCUUUUAAUGAAAGGCUCGAUCGAGCCCCAUGAGUUAAAGGGGGCAGAAAUUUUUUCUCAACACAUUUCUCAAGUCUCGUUUCAUUCCGAGUCGGGGGAUGAUGACUAUACUAGAGAGGAUGAACCGAAGCCGGAAAGUUUAAACAAGAGCAAUGGUGUGACUCCACCAUCUUCGGAGUUGCCCCCGAAGGUUGAAAUGAAGCCGCUUCCGCCACACCUCCGGUAUACUUUUGUUGGGGAAAAUGAGACCUUGCCGAUAAUCAUCUCAAACAAGCUCUCUAAGGAUCAAGAAAGGAAGGCAUACCGGCGAAUGCCUUUCGGACUAUGCAACGCACCCGCCACAUUUCAAAGGUGUAUGACCUCAAUCUUCAACGAUAUGAUUGAAGACAUUAUGGAGGUGUUCAUGGAUGACUUCUCCGUGUUUGGCGAUUCGUUCGAUGGUUGCUUAUCGAACUUAAGGCGGGUUUUAGCAAGAUGUGUGGAGACAAACUUGGUACUAAAUUGGGAAAAAUGCCAUUUUAUGGUGGAAGAAGGCAUUGUACUGGGUUUCUACCGGCGAUUCAUUAAGGAUUUUUCAUCUAUCGCACGACCUUUGACAAGUUUGCUAGUAAAAGAUGCGUCGUUUGACUUCACAAGGGAUUGCCAAGAUGCUUUUGAGAAGCUAAAGUCGGCACUUGUGACCGCUCCCAUUAUUUCAUCUCCGGAUUGGAGUUUGCCUUUUGAGCUAAUGUGUGAUGCUAGUGACCAAGCAUUGGGUUGCGUGUUGGGGCAAAGAAAGGACAAGCGGGUGCAUGUGAUCUAUUACGCUAGUAGAACUAUGGCGGGAGCACAACUCAACUAUACUACUACCGAAAAGGAGAUGUUGGCGGUUGUCUUUGCUCUCGAUAAGUUUAGACAAUACUUGCUUGGGUCGAAAUGCAUCAUAUACACCGAUCAUGCCGCUUUACGGUAUCUAUUCACUAAGCAAGACGCAAAGCCUAGGCUUAUUCGGUGGAUUCUUCUCAUGCAAGAGUUCGAUGUAGAAAUCCGAGAUAAGAAGGGUACGGAGAAUGUGGUGGCGGAUCACCUUUCGAGAUUCGAGAAUCCGGAACCAAUUCCUAUUGGUGUGGAGAUUAAUGAGCGGUUUCCGGACGAAACGCUUAUGAUGAUUCGGGAAGUGGAGACACCAUGGUAUGCCGAUUUUGCAAACUACCUCUCCUCGGAAGUCAUGCCUCCGGAUUUGACAUCUCACAAAAAGAAGAAGUUCUUAUCCGAUAUAUUUGAUGUAUGGGGUAUAGACUUCAUGGGGCCAUUUCCGGUUUCAUUCAAAAACCAAUACAUUUUGGUAUGUGUGGAUUAUGUUUCGAAAUGGGUAGAAGCGGAGGCUUUGCCCACUAAUGAUGCUAAAGUGGUGUUGAGUUUUCUUAAGCGGCUAGUGAAUCGGUUUGGGACUCCUAGAGUGGUUAUUAGUGACGGAGGUUCGCAUUUUUGCAAUCGGCAAUUUCAAGCUCUUAUGAGGAAGUAUAAUGUGCAUCACCGGGUCGCCACACCUUAUCACCCCCAAACGAGUGGCCAAGUUGAGGUUUCGAACCGUGAGUUGAAAAGAAUUUUGGAGAAAACGGUAAAUGGAUCCCGAAAAGAUUGGUCCUUGAAGUUGGAUGACGCAUUGUGGGCAUACCGGACGGCCUACAAGACUCCACUCGGUAUGUCACCAUUCCGCAUUGUUUAUGGGAAGGCGUGUCAUCUUCCUCUAGAGCUUGAACAUAGAGCGUAUUGGGCUAUUAAGAAGUUAAACUUUGACUUCAAGAAGGCGGGGGAAAAGAGAUUGCUUCAAUUGAAUGAGUUGGAUGAAUUCCGAUUCAUGGCAUAUGAAAAUGCCAAGCUUUACAAAGAAAAAACGAAGCAAUGGCAUGACGCCCAUAUUGCCCCCAAGGUGCUAAAGGUUGGUUCAUUUGUCCUUCUCUAUAACUCUCGUUUGCGGUUGUUUCCGGGAAAGCUUAAGUCCCGUUGGAGUGGCCCAUUUAAAAUCCGAAACGUGGCAAAUCACGGUGCGGUAGAAUUGGAGAAUUCUAAGGGUGAAACCUUCAAGGUCAACGGACAAAGAUGCAAGCCAUAUCUUGGGCCAUUGAUCAAUCGGGUGGAAGAUGAAGUUUCUUUCAGCACUCCUACUUGA
Mercurialis annua (annual mercury) is the source of this 3459-nucleotide messenger RNA. RefSeq lists its product as uncharacterized. Gene Ontology annotation, biological process: DNA integration. NCBI's taxonomy places the organism in Eukaryota, Viridiplantae, Streptophyta, Magnoliopsida, Malpighiales, Euphorbiaceae. The record is from RefSeq and is a predicted model, not a curated record. Bases 1 to 3459 code for a protein of 1152 amino acids. Gene Ontology annotation, molecular function: nucleic acid binding. The transcript is spliced from 8 exons.